AAUCCACCUGGCCCUCAGGGCGUCCCAUCGAGAAGUUUGGUCCAGGACUUCAUAAGCAGCAUCCAGGCACCAGGCAAGAGAUCUGCUCAGAUCUCCACCCUGGCUUGUCUGAACCCACCAAAGAAACCCCGACUGAGUCCCAUCCAAUUUCCCAAGAAGAGCACCCUGAGACCAGAUCCGGGGGUUUUCCAGAAUCUGCAGCCUCCACCCAGUACUACCAGACCUGGGCCAACCGUGGCACCCCAAGUGACCAGGAAGACACCUGCACAGGUGCAAAGCAUUAACCUCCAGCCUCCACACAACACAUCUUACCUGAAUACUCUCCAGGCCUACACCAGAGUCCAGCCUCCAGCCAUCAGACGUGUUCCAGGCCAGCCUCUCAGGAUGCUCUUCAGGAGAGUAGGCAAAGCUUGGUGGAGCUGCACAUACAUGACAUCUCCCUCUUUGUCUCCUGCUGAGAAGCCAAUCCCUCCUGCUCAGAGCCCAGCCAUGGGCAAUAAGUCUGAGGAGCACUGUGCCCCAGGCCCCUGGAGUGUCCUCUAUGGUGACCUUCAGAUUUCUUCUUCCUCUGAAGAGACCUUGAAGAUCCCCUUGACAUUUUUUAUCCUCAAAGCUUAUGGAACUGGGAGGACAGAGGAGCUUGGAAGGACUAAGGCUAUUCAGAAAUAUAGACUCUCAGGCACCCCUGCCCCCAAGACCACUCACUGCGGAGAGAGGCAGGAAGACAGCGGAAGAGUAAAAUGUGGAGAUCUGCUUCCUCCCCACAGAUACACCAGAAAUAUAUAUACACGUGGAAAAACUCCUACAGAACACCUACUGAACGCUGGCAGAAGACCUCAGACCUCC
This is a messenger RNA of Aethalodelphis obliquidens (Pacific white-sided dolphin), 846 nucleotides long. Its product is annotated as putative protein FAM90A10P. The record is from RefSeq and is a predicted model, not a curated record. The transcript has 3 exons. The annotation marks the transcript as partial. Lineage: Eukaryota; Metazoa; Chordata; Mammalia; Artiodactyla; Delphinidae.